Danio rerio (zebrafish) is the source of this 1379-nucleotide messenger RNA. Lineage: Eukaryota; Metazoa; Chordata; Actinopteri; Cypriniformes; Danionidae. The record is from RefSeq and is a predicted model, not a curated record.
UGGAGAACUACCUGUACGAUGUGUUUUUUAAGGCCAGUAAUCUCUCUGAUGUGGCUCUUAAACACAUAAAAAGGUAUUUUGAAGUAAGAUAUAGAGAGUGCGUGAUCAGUAAUGAGGGUAAUGAUAUCUACAAGAUAAGUUUUGCGAAUAAAAAUGAGCAGAAAAAUGUGCUAGACCAGAGGGAUCAUUUCAUCAACAUACCUGGACAAAGGACAGUCCGUGUGAAAGCAUCUGCAAAUCAGACAUGUGUGGCUGUGGUUGAACAACACAAUCAAGUGGACAGGAAUUUAGAAUCUUCAAGCAGCAUGCAGGAACAACAGCAGGUUCAACAAACAUUUCCUGUGUCUGAGAAACAUUUUGCUCUCAUCAAAGAACAGUUUGAGCUAUACAAAAACUCUGAUUUACCUACACUUCAGAUUGAACAGGAACCCGAUGUAAUCCUUUUAAAGGGUCCAAAGACAGAGGUUCUAAAAUGUUAUCAAAAGCUUUCAACACUUAAACAGGGGAUCAUAGAGAAUAGGUUAUCAAAUUAUGCUUUUAUGAACUUCUUGGUUUCAAGUGACAGUAUAAAUCACCUUCAGAAAAGAUUUAAGCAGAGUCUCAAGAGUCCAGUAAUGAUUGAAAUUUCAGGAUCAGAUCUGCUUCUGUUGAGUUUGUCUGAUGGAGCUCUUAAGGAGGCGGCCAAUGCAAUUGAGACAGACCUGUGUUCAGAGACUAUACACUUGAAAAAGUCAUCUGACUUUGCUACGCUAGCGUUUGAACUGAGUAAUGCAGUCAAGCAGGCCAAUCGUGAAAGUGUAAAAGUGGAGCUUAAAUACCAGAAUGAUUCAAAUUCUGACACUGAAGUGCAACUGGUCGGCUUCACUACUAAAGUUACUGAGCUGAUGAACAUCUUGCUUGAAUAUAAAAAAAAACAUCGCAAACAUCAUGUCUGCCUGAGACUUCAAUACCCAGAGAUGGCAAAACAUUUCUCUAAGAUCUUGUUGAUGGCUGGUGUGAAGGAGUGCAGUGUGGAAAUAAAGCCAACAUGUUCAUCUUCCCCAUGCGUCCACCUUACAGGACCUCGAUGUGAAGUUGAAACCCUUGAGUCAUAUCUCCAGUGUGUUGUCACUAGACAUUUAGAGGUGAAAGGACCUGGAGUUCAGCAAUUUUUUCAAGGUGAUGGUGCAACAACUUUGAGAUCAGUGAAAAGUUCUUGUCAGGUUGAAAUUCUGCCCACUGAUGUGCCCGAAAACACAAUAUCAUCCUCUGCUUCAUCAACGAAUCACUCAAUGGACUAUGAUAAUAUAUUACAUAUUAAAGUUGUGGUUGGCCUUGAACAACAACAGGUAGAUGUCAUUAUUUUCUUAAAGAAUCAGGACACCGGAGCUAAUGCUUAA